AUGGCUCUCCAAGCCCCAGGCUCUGAGCCUACUUCCACUCAGGGAGACCUUCCGAAAACACCUCCCAGCAAAAAGCCAUCGAAGUAUGUGUUUGACUCCAACGGCGAUACUCAGAUCAUUCUUAGAACAUACAUGGUUGAGACCUUUAAAUGGGAGGCAGAUAAACUUUGGAUAGAGCCAAAAAAGCCCUCUAAGGAAUGUUGCCCGCCGACUACGCCACCACCAGCGCCGGAGGAGUCUCCCAUUACAACCUCGACCUCGCUAGAAGGCAGCACAAACAAAACUACCAUAGACUGGGCCAAGGCCGAUUUCUCAGACUUCAGUAACGUACAAUAUGCUCCUCCAGAAUUUUCAGAUUGCGACGAUACGGAUCCGGGUUGUACUGAGCCUGGAACGAAACAAGACAGCACGAGCAUUCAAACAAAAGAUUGGAACUAUGGAGAAGCAUGCGCACGACCUCUUAAGAAGAAAAAGUUUCGAAUGCUGGUCUCAGGAAAACAUUUGGAGCUAGCUUCCCCUAUCUUCAAAACAAUGGUUGCUGGGCCUUUCGCAGAGGGAAAGGUCGAUUCAUCAGGGAUUCGCCUGAUAACAGCCAGCGACUGGGAUCCGGAAGCUUUCAAGAUCGUCUUGACUAUCAUGCAUGGAUAUAAUCGAGAUGUCCCAAGAUCGCUCAGUCUUGAAAAGCUGGUCAAGGUGGCUAUAAUUGUAAACUAUUACGAUUGUCUUGAAAGCGUCGAGAUAUACGCGGGAAUCUGGCUGGAAGCCUUAAGGUCAGAGUUACCGAAGGUAUAUGGGCGAGACUGUAUUCUAUACCUGUUCAUAUCCUGGGUUUUCUCAGAACCAAAUGCCUUCCGAAAUAUGACCCAGCUGGCAUUGAGGCACAGUCAGAGGCUUAUCAACGCCGAGGACUUCCCAAUUCCAGCCAAAAUACUCGAGGCGAUCGAUAUAGCACGUCAAAGCGCUCUCGCUGAAACCUUCUCAGCAAUCUACAAGCUCUUUGAUCGUCUACAAGAAGGACAAGAGUGUUCCUUUGAGUGCUCAUCCAUCCUCCUGGGUGUCUUAACUAAAGAACUGAGCAAAUAUCGAAUUCUGCACCCGCGAAGCGCCCCACCGUUCGAUGGUUUCAGUAUCGAAGGUUUUAAGAAGAUGAUCAACGGUUUAAAAAAGCCUGAGUGGUACGGCACCCAGGGUCGCAACCCUUACGGCCGUUACAACGAUUGCAACCAUAAUAGACAUCAAUGUUCUAUUCAGGGCAAGCUGUCCACAUCUCUGGCCAAGGUUGAAAGCGAUUUGCGGGUCUUUGACCUGCAGGACUUUCAGGCUACGAAGAACCCCACACGUGGCUGA
Messenger RNA from Fusarium musae, 1347 nucleotides. RefSeq lists its product as uncharacterized. The coding region runs from base 1 to 1347 and encodes 448 amino acids. The record is from RefSeq and is a predicted model, not a curated record. The transcript is spliced from 2 exons. NCBI's taxonomy places the organism in Eukaryota, Fungi, Ascomycota, Sordariomycetes, Hypocreales, Nectriaceae.